AAGAACGACGAAUGGGCAAGCAGAUCAGUUCGAUGUUGCUUCACCGAGAAUUUAGAUCGUGUAUAUGUGAAUAGCAUAUAGAGCGCGUAUAUAGAGAAAGAGGAUUAAUCUGAAAUUAUGUCGGCGGCCGAACCGGAAAUGAUGACUGGGUCUAUUACCGCCGUGACGUCCACCGGUCUAACAGCGACUGCUGUUUUCCUGAGUCUCUUGGUACCGGCUUUGGUCCUAUACUACAUCUACUUCAAGAUUUCGCGCCGUCAUAUGCUCAAGCUGGCGGAAAAAAUACCGGGUCCGGAAGGUCUACCAUUAAUCGGAAAUGCGUUGCUGCUCCUAGGAAGUUCGGACACCAUGUUUCGUAACAUGUAUAGAAAGUCUUUCGAGUUCGACCAAGUCAUCAGGCUCUGGUUCGGGCCAAACCUAGUGGUCUUCCUUCUGGACCCGCGCGACGUUGAGAUUAUCUUGUCCAGCCACGUCUACCUCGACAAGUCCAAUGAGUACCGUUUCUUUCAGCCUUGGCUCGGAAAUGGUCUCCUUAUUUCCACCGGUCCAAAAUGGCGAGCCCAUCGUAAAUUAAUCGCUCCGACAUUCCACUUAAACGUGCUCAAGAGUUUUAUCGAUCUCUUCAAUGCCAACUCGCGUGCUGUGGUGGAACGGAUGCGUAAGGAGGGCGACAAGGAAUUCGACUGCCACGACUAUAUGUCCGAGUGCACCGUCGAGAUUCUUCUCGAGACCGCCAUGGGUGUCUCCAAGUCCACGCAGGACCGAAGCGGCUUCGAAUACGCUAUGGCCGUUAUGAAGAUGUGCGACAUUCUCCAUUUACGUCACACAAAAUUCUGGCUCAGGCCGGAUUGGAUAUUCAAUCUCACGAAACACGGAAAAGAUCAGACCCGUUUGUUGGAGGUCAUCCACGGGCUCACAAAGAAGGUCAUCUCGCGUAAGAAACAGGAGUUCAGCAGCGGCAAGCGCAAUAUUAUCAACGAGUCUGAGCAAACCAGCAGCGACAAAAGCACUUCUGUGGAAGGACUUUCCUUCGGACAGUCGACCAACCUGAAAGAUGAUCUUGAUGUGGACGACAAUGACGUUGGCGAGAAGAAGAGGAAGGCUUUUCUCGAUCUAUUGAUGGAGGCUGGUCAGAACGGUUCUAUCCUGACGGACGAGGAGGUCAAGGAACAGGUCGACACUAUCAUGUUCGAGGGACACGACACGACCGCGGCUGCAUCGAGCUUCUUCCUGUCGAUAAUGGGCUGCCAUCCGGACAUUCAGGAGAAAGUUAUCCAAGAGCUCGACGACAUCUUCGGUGACAGCGAUAGGCCCGCUACUUUCCAGGACACCCUCGAGAUGAAGUACCUCGAACGAUGCCUCAUGGAGACGCUUCGCAUGUACCCACCCGUGCCUGUCAUUGCGCGUAAAGUCAACAAUGACUUAAAGCUCGCAUCGGGAGACUACACGGUCCCAGCUGGGACUACGGUGAUAGUGACAACCUUCAAAAUGCACCGGCAGCCGCACAUCUACCCGAAUCCGGACGUCUUCGACCCCGACAACUUCCUGCCGGAAAAGACCGCCAAUCGACAUUAUUACGCUUUCGUGCCGUUCUCCGCUGGGCCGCGUUCCUGCGUGGGCCGCAAAUACGCCAUACUCAAGCUGAAGAUUAUCCUGUCCACGAUCAUGAGGAAUUUCCGCGUCAAGUCGGACAUCAAGGAGUCAGAUUUCAGGCUCCAGGCCGACAUUAUCCUUAAGCGCGCGGAAGGUUUCAAGAUCAGGCUGCAGCCGAGGAAACGGGCGCCUACCGCCACCGCCUAGACCUAAGCAUUCCUUCACCAUUUUCGUAGAAAUAGUUGGGUAGAGGAGAGCACGAGGGCAAAGAAACGAGUCGCGAGUUUCGAGAUUUGAGCCCCGACGAUGGUUCGCGGUAGCCUUCUCGACGAAUUGCAUCUCAUGCGCGCGCGUGAAACAAACGCUGCCGCGCCAAGUUACAUGUACAUGUUGUAUAUUACUCGUCGUUAUAUAACGCAUAGCUUAUCGCUCACGUUGAUAUUUAUCUCUUGCAAUAAAUGCGAUACUUGCUGUGCGGCGAAA
Vollenhovia emeryi is the source of this 2076-nucleotide messenger RNA. RefSeq names its product cytochrome P450 4g15 (gene Cyp4g15). Lineage: Eukaryota; Metazoa; Arthropoda; Insecta; Hymenoptera; Formicidae. The record is from RefSeq and is a predicted model, not a curated record. The transcript is spliced from 8 exons. The coding region runs from base 118 to 1800 and encodes 560 amino acids. Gene Ontology annotation, molecular function: iron ion binding; monooxygenase activity; oxidoreductase activity, acting on paired donors, with incorporation or reduction of molecular oxygen.